Molecule: messenger RNA, 5004 nt
Organism: Python bivittatus (Burmese python)
Lineage: Eukaryota; Metazoa; Chordata; Lepidosauria; Squamata; Pythonidae
Source: RefSeq, a predicted model, not a curated record
UUGCAGCCUCCGAACAAGGUCAGACCCCCAGGCGUCUGGUAACCCUAAGCCCAGGGCGGCCCUAAUAAGGGGGUUGCAACAUAGUAACCAGCUGAGGAACCCCAACGUUCCAUCUGCAAUCAGGGACACGCCCCCCAUUGUCUCAACAUUCCGCCUCCUUAACAAGGGGCUUCCCCCCUCUGUUGCCCUCCUGAAGGGGCUGUUUUGCCUAAGCAUAGAGAUAACCCCAGAUACACCCACAAAGACCUGCCCAGUUUCCCCAAAAAUGGCCAGCCAAUCAGAUCCCUGGGAUGUCCCACCUUGUAGACCUCAACUUGUAUAAAAUCUUUGCUUUCCCAUUGUUCGGGGUCCCUCUUUGUUGUAAAAGCUUAGCCCCUAUCCUGGUGUCCUCCAUCCAGCAGGCACAGCCUUAAAAUCGAAUAUUGUCUAGCUUUUUGAGUGUCUUGUUUUUCUUUCUGGACUGUUUUCACAACUUUCAAACUUCUAUGUAUCGUGACCUUGUAAACUGUCUGCUUCUUCCUUUCUCUCGUCCGUCAACAGACUCAGCAGCCUGGAUUUACGUUACUUCAUUUAUUUCCUGAUUCCAGUCACGGUCUUCAAUCCAGCCCCUUCAAAUCUACAAUUUCUGGAGAUCUCAUGACUCGUCCUGCGUCUCUCGGGUGAAAUUUGAAAAGCGCGUCGUCGAUUCUAUAUUGCCGCUAGCCGUUUUCCUUUCUGUUAAUAAUAAUUAGUAUUUUUAUACUGCCCUUUGAGUAAAAAUGACUUCAGUUAAGAGAAAAUGUAAAUUUUCAGACAGUAUGAAGAGUAAGUACCCCUGUUUCGUUCAAGGACGCAAUGAAAACGAAGCAAAGUGUUUGGUUUGUGACAGCUACCUGUCCAUUGCUAAUAAGGGGUCUGCCGAUUUGAGGCGUCACGUUGACACGGAGAAGCACAUGGUGAGGGGUUCAGCUUCAUCAAGCAAAAUAGCAUCAUUUUUUCAGCCGAAACACUCAGCUGUAUUUAAAAAAGUCCUCGCUGCCGAAGCAACGUUAGCAUUUCAUACAGUUACGCAUCUUCCAUCCUACGAAUCACUGGAGUGCGCCACUAGUUGGACGUGCGCGUUGUUGGGUGACGCAGAAACAGCAAAAGAUAGACCAUGCGCUAGAACCAAAAUGGAGGCCAUUAUAAACCAUGUCAUUGCACCCCAUACCAUUUCCGAACUCCUAAAGGAUUUAAGGGACAUGACGUGCUUCGGAAUUUCAACGGAUGCCAGCAACCACGGAGCCCAGAAGAUUUUCCCACUCGUCCUCCAGUACUUCGACUGGAAAGCCGGUGGAAUCCAGACGAAAGUUCUCGAGCUCGACACGAUCUCGCAUGAAACGCCUGCAACGAUAUCACAGUACCUCUGGCAAACAUUGGCGGGAUAUGAACUGUCCUCAAAAUGUGUUGCAUUCGCGGGGGACACUGUGAACGUGAACUUUGGAGGGGUCAGUAGGAAAGAUGGUAAAAACGUGUUUUCAUGCUUGAAGGAAAAUCUUAACCAGCCUAUCGUUGCUGUCGGGUGCCCGGUUCGUGUCCUCCACAACUGCAUUCAACACGGUGCUGAUUUGUUGAAAGUCGAUGUGGAGGCCGUCGUCUUGAAGAUCUUCAAUUACUUUUCUGUAUAUACGGUUCGGACCGAGAGUUUGAAAGACUUUUGCGAAUAUAUAGACAUUAACUAUCAUGAAUUAUUAUCUCACACUAAAACGAGAUGGCUUAGUCUGUUUCCAGCCAUAGAGGCAUUGUUGGAGGUCUUCCCAGCCCUGCAGGACUAUUUUCGGUCUGUAACCCAGCCACCAGUGACGAUCCAGAAUUUUUUCGAGAACGACUUUGCAGACGUUUAUGUUUGGUUUCUGCACUCGUUGAUGUCUGUCUUCCAGGGUAAAAUUGCAGUGAUGGAAAGGGAAGCAUUGUCAGUCAUAGAGGUGGUGAAUCUCCUCCAGUCAACGGUUGAAGUUCUGAAAGGCAGAUUGAGUGAGACGUUUAUGUCUCUGAAAGUUAGAGAACUUGUGAAAAAACUGCACGAUCAAGGUCUGGAGAAAGAGUGUGAAUAUUUCACCGCAGAGAUUAAGUUGGUGUAUGAAGAGUGCAUUAAGUAUUUGGAAAGGUGGUUAAAACCUUUAGAUGAAUUUCACUGUUUUUCCUGGAUGUGUUUGGACGCAAGGAAGAACAUCUCAUUUGACGAGCUGUUACCGUGCAUCCUGUAUCUGAAGGAAAUGGGUAUUACUGUGGAUGACGUCCAAUUAUUCGACCAGUACUGCCGUCUUAAAAUAUUUGUAAAGGAGCAGCAAGACCCCUUCUUUGAAGAUCCCUUGCAUGUACAGUGGUGCUCUUACUUCAGAAGCUGCAAAAAUGCAAGUUGUUUCUCAGAGUUGCUCAAAAUUUGUGAAUUUUUCUUCUGCGUUCCUGGACACAACGCUAAUGUCGAGAGGGUAUUCUCUCUGAUAAAUGCACAAUGGACAAAGGAAAGAAACCAGCUAUCCAUGGGUUCUGUUAAAGGAAAUGUUCUGACCAAAUACAACAUGAAAAAUGUUACCUGCGAGGAGUUCUACGCAUAUGUUCUUGGAAAUGAAGAUUUGUUGGACAAGGUUGGGUCUUUUGAAAAAUAUUAAGUUCCAUGCGUAUGUUCUUGAAUAGAAAGAUUUGUUGGACAAGGUUGAAUCUUUUGAAAAAUAUUAAGUUCCAUGCGUAUGUUCUUGAAUAGAAAGAUUUGUUGGACAAGGUUGAAUCUUUUGAAAAAUAUUAAGUUCCAUGCGUAUGUUCUUGAAUAGAAAGAUUUGUUGGACAAGGUUGAAUCUUUUGAAAAAUAUUAAGUUCCAUGCGUAUGUUCUUGAAUAGAAAGAUUUGUUGGACAAGGUUGAAUCUUUUGAAAAAUAUUAAGUUCCAUGCGUAUGUUCUUGAAUAGAAAGAUUUGUUGGACAAGGUUGGAUCUUUUGAAAAAUAUUAAGUUCCAUGCGAAUGUUCUUGAAUAGAAAGCUUGUUGGACAAGGUUGGAUCUUUUGAAAAAUAUUAAUUUCCAUGCGUAUGUUCUUGAAUAGAAAGAUUUGUUGGACAAGGUUGGAUCUUCUGAAAAAUAUUAAUUUCCAUAUUUAUAUUCUUGAAGAGCAAGAUUUGCUGGACAAAGUUGGAUCUUCUGACAAAUAUUAAUUUCCAUGCAUAUGUUCUUGAAAAGAAAGAUUUGUUGGAAAAAUAUUGCGAGUGAAAACCAGUCUUUCUGAUGCUAGAAAAAGUAAUUGCAUAUACAUGUAGAUCUUAUGUAGAUCUAAGUUCAUUAUUUUGCAGUUUUUCACUGUAAUUUUUGUCACAGACGCCAAAAAAGUUUGUGUGUUCUCCUUUUCUCCCCCUUUGUCCUCCUUGACUGUUCAGAUAUCUGGUCACCCUAUUGCCAGGGGACUCUCUUUUGGCAAGACAGAGUUUAAAAAAAAAAAGUUUGCUCAUUUUAUUUUUAAUCCAGUAUUUUAGACAACAAAAUGUUUUCCAAAGCAAGCAGGGGUCUUCAGAUUCAUCUCAGCUUUCAUUUUAAGAUAGGUUUAGUCAGAUUCCUUAAUGGGUAAUCUAUAGAGGUAUAUCACUUGAUCUAUCAAUUAUAGAUUUAUAUGUAGAAUUGUGUAGAAUUCCUUAUUAGGGUCAUUGACCAACAAUAGAAACCAAUAAAGCACAUAAGGUAGACAGUAGAGCAGUAAGACGACUUUUAUUUGUAUAUUUGGGUCUUUCAGUCAGUCUUGACUCCUGGCCCAAAGUCACCUAUAAGGUAAGAUUAGCAGAUGACACAUAUUCUGACAUUAACUCAUUAUUAGCCUUUGCUGAAUUUUACAAACUAUAAGGCUAAAGUUUGCAAUGUUUAGGUAUUGAGUAAGCUGUGCCUACAUUAACAGUGAUUCAGAGGAUUGGCUUUGGACCAUGCUUAAGGACAAACAACAUCUCUCUCCACUAUUCCUUACAUCAGACCUCUUUUUCAGCCCUCUAUGUCAGCCUGAAAGGAAAAAAAGAAAAGAUGUGUCUGCUGUAAGAGUCACAUGACUUGGUCCAUUAAAGCAGCCGUAGCUUUUUUCAGGUUCAUAUAGAAGACUGUGUCCACCGUUCCCAAUAAAAGCUGGCUGUUUGGAAGGAUAGCAGAGGUGCUAUGCUUAUGGCUACGUGAGGUGCAAAGCCCUUGCUCUGAAUCGUUUUCAAUAGCUCUAAUAUUAACCUGUGUCUCCAUUCCUUCCCAUUCCUUCCUAUUUCUCCUAACAUUGAUUAAUAUCUAAAUCUGUGUCCUGGGAUGCAUUUUCUCAAAAUCUGGCAUUAGACACAGCCUCCUUCAAAUCAAGCUGGGUGCCUAGAAGCUUCAUGGACAUGUCCAUGGAGUCCUCCUAGCAUCCAGAAAGAAGUAGCUGGCCCUGCUUUCUUCCCAACUGUUUUUUGGCUUCUCCGGCUGGCCCUCAUUCCUGGGAUCUCCUUGUGGUCUCCCAUCCAAGUUCUAACCAAGCCAAAUCUGGCCUACCUUCUGAUCCCAGACAAGAUCAGCGAUGUGCUGCCAGCUGCUCAGAUGUCCUUAAACGUAAUUUGCUUUUGGUGCCAGCUCCAGAGAUACAUCCAGGAGUUACAGAGCAGCCAACAACUGGAAUUCUCCAGGCAGAUCACAAAAUGAUUUAGACCACUGAAAAACAAACCUUGUGAAGCCCUAACAAGGAAGCAGAUGGCUAAAUAGCACAGAGAAGAUUGGAGAAUAAAGAUAUUUAAAAGCCACAGGAGCAGGAUAAUGACUAUCAAAAUGAAUUAUAAAGAUGGUUGGGAGAAGAGUUUUCCCUUGUCUCGUAAAAUGCCAACACACGUGCAGAUGUUGAGCAGAGCACGCUGCAGAACUCACAGCUGAGAAGAGCCUUUUCUCUGUAACCACCCAUUCAACCGGAGCUGGCAGGGACACCCAGAGAAUUGCCCGAAAGGGUGACUUCAGUUUUUUGAAAACUAAAAAAUAAACUUGAGCUUGACUCUUCAAAAAUAGCA